This is a messenger RNA of Sycon ciliatum, 2626 nucleotides long. RefSeq names its product myotubularin-related protein 14-like. NCBI's taxonomy places the organism in Eukaryota, Metazoa, Porifera, Calcarea, Leucosolenida, Sycettidae. Bases 244 to 1824 code for a protein of 526 amino acids. The record is from RefSeq and is a predicted model, not a curated record. Gene Ontology annotation, molecular function: phosphatidylinositol-3-phosphate phosphatase activity. Gene Ontology annotation, biological process: dephosphorylation. The transcript is spliced from 17 exons.
AAGUGUGUUGGGUGGAAUGUGAAGAGAUUGACGACUGUGCAUUUUGGGCAGUGAGAAAGUAACAUUUGUUGCCCAGCUUUCAAACAGCCUAGCAAAGUUGGUUGGUGGGUGUGCAUAGCCUAGGUGUGAAAGCCGCGCCUCACUUCACAAAAAAUAGGAACAGCUAUGGAACACAAACAGCAGAAAGUCCAAAGAAAAGUCAUUUAUUGUAUCCUGUGACUUUGAACGGUUUUAAUUGCAGCUAUGAGCGCCGAAGAAGACUCCCAGACUACGGAAAGUCCCCCAGCCAGCGAGAAUAUGCCUUUGAGUUUCCAGUCUCCACCGUCCGACGUUAACUUCGAGGAGCUACUGAAGUUCUUUGCAGUUGGUGUCAAAAUAGGUCCCACGUAUGAUCUGUUGCAGAUGCAAUGCAUCCAGUUGAUAAACCGAGACUAUGACACACUGGUCAUCGACGCUAAGGGAUCCCUAUGUUCUAGCUAUCCACGGCAAAUAAUCGUGCCGUGUGCUGAGAAAUACCCGCACCCAAGCUUUUCCUCUGUCAGUCCGGACUUGGCCAAGGCACUGAGUUCCGAGACCGACCUGCACAAUCUCUUCAUGACAUCCAAGCCAGCGAGGUGCCGCGAGCGCUUUGUCGUUCCCGUUUUCCUUUUCAACAAUAAGGUAGUAUGUAGGUCAGCAACUCUGUCCACCUACUUGGAAUCAGUUGGCCGCCAAGUGCUGAGUUCUGGCCGCCAAGUGCUGAGUUCUGUUACUGGGUCUGUGAGGCCUAGAACUUCUGAAGGCAGCGACAGUGUUGCCACAGAUUCAGAACCCCUGACAGUAGAGCGGGAGCAGGAGGAGGACGAGCAACAGCAACAGCAGCCGCCGACUCAGGCACAGGAGCUGCCAGAGCAGCAGGAAGUAGGGGACCAAGAGCCUAUGGCAGAACCCGCAGAGCCAGGACUAGAACCAGAGGAGGAACAGGUCCCUGCUGCAGUCGAUAAAAAGAACUUGCCUUUGGAUGCAUUUGCACGACAUUCUGAUGCUAGACUGAUGACCCACUUGAAUGUUGGUGAAAUCUUUGACUUGAUGGUGGAGGACAAGAAGGUCAAGUACAUGUUGUAUUGCAGCUCAUCUGAGAAAGUGGAUGAAUAUAAUCUGUAUUGCAAUUUCCACAUCAACUGCAUCCCAUACCCAGGUUGCGAGUAUUUCAAAGAAGUGGCACACAACAAAUUCAAUCCUGAGGGAAUGAUCUUCAACUGGGAGCAGCCUGCCGUCACGUCACAGUGUCAGAUCCCGUAUAAAUCAAACCUUGACAUUGACUGGUCUCAGUACAAGACGUGGGAUUUGGCGCAGCUGACGCAGAACUACCUUCUCUUAAUCCUGCACUGCCUAGCUGACAAGAAUUCUAGUGCCGGCGUGCUUGUACACUGCAUAUCUGGCUGGGAUCGUACCCCCAUGUUCAUUUGCUUGCUGCGUCUCUCACUAUGGGCGGAUGGCGCCAUACAUCAAUCACUAUGCGCUAGGGAGAUGCUGCUCCUGACCUUGGCAUAUGACUGGAUGUUGUUCGGUCAUCAAUUUCAAACAAGACUGGCGGCUGGAGAACCGAUAUUUUACUUUUGCUUCAACUUCUUGCGGUUCAUUGAAGAUGAGAGGUACUCGGUAAUCCCCAGUGACAAAGCUGAUGACAGCUCCAGGCAGACAAGAAAAGGGCGGCUAUCUGAGAUACGAGAGCUGUUCCUGAGUAUCUACCAGAAAGCAGAAUCACACGGUCAUUUCGCCCCCAGCCACUGGUCACUGGGUAAUGCCGUGUUGUCGUCUGUGCGCACUUACUUGCAAGUGUAGUUAUCUAAUGCACGGUGCGCGUAUCUGUGAAGAGUAUAGCUCUUAUGUUGCUGAUCUCUCCCUCACCCUACUCAAGUACAAACACGUAUCACUGUUUUUGUGUAUAGCACACGGCUAGUUUUGUUUUAGUCGAGAGUAGGAUGUCCUCCUGUCUCGGCACUCUGCAACUGCCUUGAUGGCAGUGCUGUUGCUGCUCUGUAGUAUAUGCACCGUUGUUACUUGUAGCGUGUUAGCUUGCUUGGUGCCGUCCUUGUUUCCGUAUCUCUAUUAUUCCCGUGCAUGUAUUGCUGCUUAUCUGUAGCUGCCAUAUAUUCUUUUCAGUUCUCACCAGUCCACCAGUACUGGUGCUGUGUGCACCUGUACUGGUGCUGUGUGUACUUGAAGUAGGUGUGUAAUGUGUGUAAGACAAUUCUUUCCAGCCUUUGGCCUCACCCUGUCUAGUUUUUACCUCUGGCCUUUGAACACCGAUGUCACCAUACCAUAAUUAUAAUCUGUACAUACUUGUGAUGAAAAUCACUGCAGCCCCGCAUUGCUUGCUAGAUCACUGCAGCCCCGUAUUGCUUGCUAGAUCACCGUGGAUAUUAUUUCAUUCACACGCACAGGUUUAGUCUCAUUAAAUUAUACUUACCUCAGGUGGCUUGUCAAGGAUUCCAAGGUGUUUGGGAAACAAGUACCGACUCAAUUUUCUUUCCCUAAAAUAGCAAAACGCAAUCUUUGUAUCUGUUUAAUUUUUUUACCUGUUUUCAUCGUAUUUCAUUUCUUAUUCUUGACAGUAUAGUUGUGAUGAUUAUUCUAUCUGCUA